Molecule: messenger RNA, 1968 nt
Organism: Cherax quadricarinatus
Lineage: Eukaryota; Metazoa; Arthropoda; Malacostraca; Decapoda; Parastacidae
Product: myb/SANT-like DNA-binding domain-containing protein 3
Source: RefSeq, a predicted model, not a curated record
AGUGGUGUUCGUGGUCUUGUCAGUGGUGGCUCGUAGAUUGGUGAUACUAGCAACAAAUGGUAUUGGCGAUCAUACCAGGGGUGGCAGCAACAACAAGUGGAGUAUUAUCCAAGAGGGGCAGAUUUAAAGUUGAGUCAUGAUAGGAACACCUGCCGUGCGUUAGGCUCAACACCUGCCAUCACUAUUAAAAUCAGAGGGAAGAGCUGAGGCUGGUAUCAGAUACAGUGUUUCAUGAGGGCCACAAAAAAUGGACGGAAUGAUGCUAGUUCGUGGUGGAAGAAGUACCAGUGCUUCUUCCACCGAACGUACCCUCUUGCUGGGCGCCCUGGCUUCUUGCAUGGGCGUUCUGGACACCAGGGAGAACGACGCACAAACUAUUAUACGAAAAUCGGAACUGUGGAAUGAAAUAACUCGCCAUUUCAACGCAAAUGCAUCCACCCCACGGUCACGGCAGCAAAUCCAGACAUUAUACAAGAACAUGAAAGCGAAGGCACGGAGGUACGAGGUGAGGCUGUCAGAAGUGUCGUCAGGAGUGCCGCCACCAGAUCCUGACCCUAUAUCAGAAAUGCUCCUGGGUCUUCUGCACCAACAGAUGCAGCACCAGCGGCGCCACCUGGAGAAAAUGAUGACUACGGAUGUAACUACUUCCUUGGAAGAUGAUCCAUUCAAGUUUUCCCACCACCUUGACCCUAGUUUUGUUUAUCCUGAGCAGAUGAUGCAAAUGUCAAUGAAAGAAGGGCUGACAGUAGAAAUAGAUAUUAAGAAUGAGCCCCAAGAUGAAUUAGACACUCCUGAAAAGGUUUCUGAUGAGGUAACUUCAGAUUCAGACCAGUUCACAGACUCUGCCAACAAUGAUCACUCAAGUCUUCCAAGCAACACAACCCAGACAAGGCAAACAUCUGAAGUAACACUUAAUUCAGAGACUUUAAGCGAGACUAGUUCUAUGACUGCACAACCCAUGUUAUUCAAGUGUUCUCCACCUAAGACAAAUCAUUUCCAGGACCAAACAGUAUUCGCUCCUGAAUCAGGCACUGCACCCGGCCAACCUACAGUCAGCCAUUCGCACAACUCUCCUCACACAGUCGGUCCAAUAAAUGCAUCAUCUUCAUCAUUGGCAUCUGAUAACCAUACAUCCAAUGACGUAUUUCCAAUAGUAAAGAAGGCAAAAUUAGUUGGGAGAAAGAGAUUACCCGAGGGAAGAUAUGGAGAAGCAAGACCCCAAGUGAAACCCCUGUGUUGUUGUCCAGACUUGCAUGCUAAAAUCCUGUUAUUGGCCCAGGAGGAACACCGCCACAGGAUGAACAUACUGAAGCGUGACAGUGAGCUACAAGCCAAGGAGCAUAAUGCCAGGAUGAAAAUAUUGGCACUGGAAGAGGAAGUAGUUAAAGGAAAGCUACAAAUGCUGAAAGAGAGUGCAUCUGGCGGAGACUCCUUGCCUUGUCUGGUUCCUGAUGCAGAAGCUGAUAAGGGGCAGGAUGGGUGAAGAGAUUGGGAACUACACAGUGGUGGAAGCUUGGGAGGUGGGGGGGUGUCUUAAGGCUCCUGAGAAAAUUCCCUCGGUCCCUCAAAGCCCACCUAAAUAAAUAUACUACUGCUACUAGUAAUGUUCCUUCAAUACAAGUUUCCUAGCUUCCCCCUUCCAACCAGAUACCCACCCUUAAGUCCCCUAGUAUAGAAACUCUGGCACCAUACCUGACAGUGAUGAAAAUGCAUUUAGUAUAACAGUAUGCCAAAGUAUCAAAACAUUCAAGAUGCAAAAACCUAUUUAAAUUGUGUAUUGUUGAAAAUCUUUCAUAAACAAUAAAUAAAUUAUAUAAUUGUAUCAGUACAGCUAUUAACAUUUAUAGUCACUUUAAUUUACUACUAAACUGAAUUUAAUACAUGUGACUGAAUAAGCUUCUUUCGCUACAAAUACAUUUUGAAUUGUGUGGCAUUCAGUGAUUCAAGUUAAUUUUUCUCAAAGGCCAA